GCAAAGUCACAUUAACUGAACAUUACAACUAUCAUAGUGUAUCAUCUUAUUGUAAUCAAUGUAGCUCUAGCUGUAUGUAGCUGUCAUCUUGAGUUAAUGGACAACCUGAUGAAUAAUUAUAAUUCUGCUUUCCAAAUCUGCACUUUGGUCUGGGUCUUUACUCACAUUUUAAAGUAUUGGUUAAACCUACCCACUUAACUUUUUAUAGAGUUCACAUGCUGGUCUGGUAAAAGCCUUGGAUUGGUUCCACUGACCUAUGAUGGCGAAAGCUUAGUUAAGCACUACAUUUUAGGCACUAGACACAUUUAUCCACAGCCCUUGGAUCAGUCCCAGUUUGGAACCAUAUUUUUACGAGAGCAACAACCUGAUAUCAACUGCUAUAUCUGAGUGUAUAUAAAUGAGUCCAGAUGGGCCAUUCACAUAUCCCCUCUGUUUAAAUUACACAUGUUCUUAGUAGCUCAAAUUAUGAUGCAGAGCAUCAAUAUCUGUUUAGAAAGCUGUAUCACUGAGUGAAUAUUGUCCCAUUAAAAUUAAAUGUGCUGAUGUGUGAUUGCAUUUAAAUCAAACUACAAUAACUGUUCGCAUAGACUUCAGUUUAACAAGGUUCUUGUAACAAGGAUGCAUUACAAGAGGAAGAGCUCCUCAGGGGAAAAAAACAUGCAACAUCGCACCUGAACACCAGAAUGACAGGAAUAGCUGCCUUGAGACAAGGAUGUAGUUAAAUUAAGAAAAUGCAUGAACAUCCGUUUGCUUAUACUGUGUAUUUAACUGUAUUCUUUCAAAAUAAGUCAGGAUUAGUGACUCUUUAAUAAGUCCCCCUGGCUCUUGACAAACAGCAACACCUCCACACUGAAACUGGUUUUGUAUUCAAAUAUAAUGUAUAGGCUGAGGGCAGGAUGAAGUCAAGUCAAGACUCCUAAUAAAAGCAGCAGAGAUCAGUUCGCAGUACUUUGGAAUUAUAACCGAAACACAACAGAAAACAUAAUUGAUCUUGAGAUGAACAGACAAAGAAGAAAAACAGAAAAUCAGAAGGGUGCUGGAGACAGAGGACAGUGGGCCAGUAAAAGAGAAUAUAUUCUGGUUGUUGCAGGAAGUGUAGUCGGCCUGGGCAACGUGUGGAGAUUUCCUUACCUCUGCUACAAGAACGGUGGAGGUGCCUUUCUGGUGCCAUAUGGUCUGUUAGCUGUGGUGGUUGGGAUACCUCUGUUCCUACUGGAGAGUUCAGUUGGUCAGUACACUCAGGAAGGAUUCAUCACCUGCUGGAGGAAAAUGUGUCCACUGGCACAAGGAAUUGGAUAUGGAAAUACUAUAAUUAAACUGUAUGACUUCAGCUACAUUAUAAUUCAAGUCUGGGCUCUCCUCUACCUGGUGUUCUCAUUCAGAUCCCAGCUCCCCUGGGGCAGUUGUGAGAACACCUGGAACACAGUGAACUGUAUGGGUCUUCAGAUUCAGACAAAUCAUACCGUGCUGACAAACACCACCUCUGCUGCUACUGAGUUCUGGGAACGGCGAGUGCUGGGCAUGUCUGGAGGCAUUGAGGAGCUGGGCAGUGUGAGAUGGGAGCUGGCUUUGUGUCUUCUGGCCAGCUGGAUGUUCUGCUACUUCAGUAUCUGGAAAGGUGUCAGAUCUUCUGGAAAGGUAGCGUAUUUCACAGCCACAUUCCCUUACCUGAUGCUUCUGAUCCUACUUAUCAGAGGUUUGACUCUACCUGGAGCUUGGGACGGGAUCUACUACUACCUGUAUCCAGACCUGAACCGCCUGGCAAACCUUGAGGUCUGGAUAGAGGCAGGAUCUCAAAUAUGUUUUUCCUACAGUCUGACUGCAGGGACUCUAAAUGUCCUGGGCAGCUAUAAUGAGUACAACAACAACUGUUACAAGGACUGUUUCUGGCUCUGUCUGCUGAACAGUGGGACCAGUUUUGUUGCUGGAUUUGUCGUCUUCUCUGUUCUUGGAUUCAUGGCUCACGAACAGGGUGUUACUGUCGACACUGUGGCUGAGUCAGGUCCAGGUUUGGCCUUCAUCGCUUACCCUCAGGCAACAGCUAUGAUGCCUUUGCCACAGUUCUGGACAGUCUGCUUCUUCCUGAUGCUUUUUUUACUGACUGUUGACACACAUUUUGUGACAGUUGAGUGUUUUAUCACCUCAAUAAGCGACUUGUUUCCGAAGCUGUUUCGUAAAUCUGGAAGACAUGAAAUCUUUGUCCUUGUCAUCUGCUUGUUCUUCUUCCUCAUACACCUGAUGUUGGUUACUGAGGGAGGGAUUUACAUAUUCCAGCUUAUCGAUUAUUAUGGCACGACCAGAGUAUGUCAUUAUUUCAUGGCUUUAUCCGAGUGUCUGGCUCUGGCCUGGAGUUUUGGUGCUGAUCGUAUUAUUAACAUCAUUGAGGACAUGACAGGACACAGACCUUCAGUUUUCUUCAAACUGUGCUGGAAAUACAUCAUUCCUCUGCUGUCACUGACUUCCUUCAUGCUGUACCUGGUUGAUUACAAACACCUCAAGAUUAAUGACUGGUACACUUACCCUGACUGGGCUUACGCACUAGGAUGGACCAUGACACUCUCCUCUGUUCUCAUGGUGCCACUGUGGGCAGCUGGACAGAUGUGUUUGACAGCAGGGACCUUCAGACAGCGUUUGUCUGUUCUUUGUUGUCCUGCUGAAGAUCUAGCCUGGCAGAGGAGAAACAUUGGAGAGGAGGGAGCAACUGUUGAACUGACGACGUCAGCAGUGACAACUUAGUGUGACCUGCAAAGUCAUAUUAACUGAACAGUACAGCAAUCAUAGUGUAUAAUCUUAUUGUAAUCAAUGUAGCUCUAGCUGUAUGUAGCUGUCAACUUGAUCUCUGGAAAGUUGUGAUGGGUGUUUCUCUGUGUUUGUUUUGACAUAUUGACUUAAUGGGCAAUCUGAUGAAUAAUUAUAAUACUUCUUUCGAAAUCUG
Messenger RNA from Dicentrarchus labrax (European seabass), 2935 nucleotides. Its product is annotated as sodium- and chloride-dependent betaine transporter-like. The coding region runs from base 997 to 2736 and encodes 579 amino acids. NCBI's taxonomy places the organism in Eukaryota, Metazoa, Chordata, Actinopteri, Moronidae. Gene Ontology annotation, biological process: sodium ion transmembrane transport. The record is from RefSeq and is a predicted model, not a curated record. The transcript has 14 exons. Gene Ontology annotation, cellular component: membrane.